UCCAGUCGCACACACGCUCAGACAGCAUGAGUACAGCAUCUGAUCCUCUGGUUGGGAGCAGUAGGUCCCUGUCCACAGCCAAGAGACACAAGAGUAUCAGGAAGAACUCCAGGAGGAUUUAUUCAGCCUACCAGGACCACCAGCAGGGUUUGUCGGAUGAUGAAGAUAAAGAAGAUGAGCGGGUGGACAGCAACGACCCAGAAGAGAUGUUCCAGAACAUUCAGUACCAGAAGGAGAUCAUUGCCAAUAUUCGGACCAGGCCAUGGCCAAUGAGACGCAAGCUGAAAGUCCUAAAGCAAGCCAGAGAGAUAGUUCUGAAGUACGAGGGCCGACUGACCAGAACCAGAGGUUACCAAACUGCAGGCGCUGAUCUGCUGAAGAAACUGUCUCGUGUGCUUUACAACAUUGUGGUUUUGUUUGUUCCCUGGGAAGUGAGAAUCAAGAAAAUCGAAAGUCACUUUGGCUCGGGCGUGGCUUCCUACUUUAUCUUCCUCCGCUGGUUGUUUGGGAUCAACAUUGUCCUCACCAUCAUGACAGGAGCCUUCAUUGUCUUGCCAGAGUUGCUGGCUGGAGCUCCGUUUGGAACAACGAGGAGUAAAACCAUCCCCAAGGAGCAUCUGGCUUCAGCCCAGGACUUGGACACCAUCUGGUCUCUUGGGGGCUACCUGCAGUACUCUGUAUUAUUCUACGGUUACUAUGGCAGGGUGAGGAAAAUAGGCAGUGCAGGAUACCGAUUGCCCCUUGCCUACUUCCUGGUUGGAAUGGCUGUCUUUGCCUACAGUUUCAUCAUUUUGUUGCGAAAAAUGGCCAAGAACUCCCGUCUGAGCCUGGCCAGUGCCUCUGAUGAGAACUUCACGUUCUGCUGGAGAGUCUUCUGUGCCUGGGACUACCUGAUAGGAAACCCAGAGGCUGCAGAGAGUAAAGGAGCUGCCAUUGUCAACAACAUCAGGGAAGCCAUUGUUGAGGAGCAGGAAAAGAAGAAGGAUACCAGUCUGGCGGUUCUCAUCAGUCUGCGCAUCUUAGCCAACAUCCUGGUGCUGCUGUCCCUGGCAGGCAGCAUCUACAUCAUCUACUUUGUGGUCGACCGGUCUCAGAAACUUGAGCAGGAGAAGCCGGAGCUGACGCUGUGGGAGAAGAAUGAGGUGAGUGUGGUGGUUUCUCUCAUCACCAUGAUUGCCCCGUCUGCCUUUGAGCUGGUGGCCCAGUUGGAGAUGUACCAUCCGCGAACCUCGCUGCGAUUCCAGCUGGCGAGAGUGCUUGUUUUAUACCUGGGGAAUCUCUACAGCCUCAUUAUUGCCCUCCUCGAUAAGGUCAACAGCAUGAGCUCUGCUAUCCAAGUGAGUCCAAGUAACUGGACCGAUUCCAGCUCUUUCUUGGCCACCAUAUCUCAGCCUGAGGUGGACAGCCUCUCCACCCUGGUGUCAGAGAUCUCUGCCUCAGGGCAUCACAACACCACCAUAGCAACUAUUGCCACAGUGCUGGAUGUUAAUAGCAGCAGGAGGAGCUCAGGGACCUUCUCCAACCAGACAGCUUUGUUUGAGAAGAACACCCGCUCACAGCAGGACCAAUGCUGGGAGACUUACGUUGGCCAGGAGAUGCUGAAGCUGUCCAUCAUCGACAUGAUCUUUACAGUGGCCAGCAUCCUGCUGAUUGACUUCAUCAGAGGUCUGGUGGUUCGCUACCUGAGUGACUGCUGCUGUUGGGAUUUAGAGAGCAAGUUUCCUGAAUAUGGAGAAUUCAAAAUAGCAGAGAAUGUCUUGCAUCUAAUUUAUAACCAAGGAAUGAUCUGGAUGGGAGCAUUCUUCUCUCCCUGUCUUCCUGCUUUCAACGUGUUGAAGCUGAUCGGUCUGAUGUAUCUGAGGAGCUGGGCAGUCCUCACCUGUAAUGUUCCCCAUCAGCAAGUCUUCCGAGCUUCAAGAUCAAACAAUUUCUACCUGGCCAUGUUACUUUUCAUGCUGUUUCUGUGUAUGCUGCCCACCAUCUUUGCCAUAGUGAGAUACAGACCGUCACAGCACUGUGGGCCAUUCAGUGGUCAGGAGAAGAUUUAUGACAUCAUCUCUGAGACCGUGGCCAGUGACUUCCCACUGUGGUUCAGUAAAGUGAUGAGUUACAUCACCAGCCCUAUUGUAGUGCUGCCAGCUCUGCUGCUGUUGUUCAUGCUGAUAUAUUAUCUCCAGGCGAUUGCCAGAUCCCUCAAAUUCACCAACAACCAGCUCAGGAUGCAGCUCCAGACUGAGCGAACUGAAGACAAGAAGAAAGUCUUCCAGAUGGCUGCAGCCAGACUGCAGGCUCCAGAGGCUGCUGCAGACGCAAAGCCAGAUCAGCAGGAGAGUGAUGUCACAAGCCAAGAGGCCUCUAUUAACACCCCAUCUCCCAGGCGAAACGGCAGUGUCACAAGCUUUCAGUCUCCUGUUCAUCGUGGCAAUAGCAUCCGCACCAUCACCCAGUCGGCAUCUAGAGCAGACCUGAACAGAGGCAGCAUGGCUGGAUCUGUCAAAAAUCCAGCAGUGACAGUGCUGCCCAAACACCGUCUGGAACACAUACCCAACAGGCACCCACCAUUUCUUGGUGGCCCUAGUCAUGCCUGCAGGUCCAAGUCCUACCACCAAAUGGCAUACAAUCCUCCAUCUCCAUGUUCUGACAGCAUCCACUCUGACCCCUUGUACAGGAAGACCAUACGCUCCAUACAUCCUGUUGAGGCCGCUGGCAUCAUCACUGCACAGAGUUAUGGAGGACAGUGUGGUCACGCCACCCGCUAUGUGAUUGUCAAUGAGCAUGAGCCCAGGAAGAAGCUGCUGCGCUCAGCCACACGUAUCCCACGCCAUUACCUUAUGCCUCAACCUGCAGAGAUCCUGGAGCUGUACCCACGCAACAUUAGACGAUACACACCCCGCGCAGCUCACCAUCAACCACAUUCUCACAGGUCCCACCCAUCACAGCAGCAUCUGAGCGAGGAGGAAGAGGAGGAAGAACAAGGAAAGGGCAGAAGAAGAAUGUCUCUGGGGAAAACUCACCGGCCGCAUUCCCUGUCUGAUCUCCACCAGCCAGCACACUUCUACAUUGGUGACUGUGUGGAGAGCCACAAGAGCAAGGCCAAAAACAACCACACUGAUCGGAAAAAAUAUGGAGUGCAAGAAGAGGAUGAGGAGGAGGAUGGUGACGGAGAAAUGGACUGGGGUGAUUUGGAGUUACUCUCACAGCCACAGGUCAAUGUGAGAGCAGCUGAACCUGUACUUGUAAGAACCAGGCGUCACCUUCAUUCCCCAGGAAGACAAUGUCAUUCUCCGGCCAGGACCAGGCACAUGGAGUCUCACGUGAAGCCCAAGACGAGACCGAAGCUGGAGACCCCACUGACUGAGUCAGACUCAGCAUCCCUGGCUUCCAGCAGUGACCAGCAAAACAGCAGCACUGACCAGUACAUUCAAGUCAUCCACAACAAGGAGCGCUAUCUCAAGUCUGACACGAGGCAAGGAAAGAUGGCCAAAAAGAAAUCUAAGACUAGCUUUGAUUUGAAUCCCACUGAGUCAAAUGACUUGGUCUGCUCCAAUGUUUGACAUUUUUUACUGUAUCCUGUUAAGGCAGUUCUCAAAUUAUCAUUCAUAGUAUAUAGUAUGGAUUAAUACAUUGCAUGGAAAGCACACAUGGUAUUGUAAUAAAUUAGAUUUUCUUUCUCCUGUUUGCAUGACCAUGGA
Molecule: messenger RNA, 3692 nt
Organism: Mugil cephalus (flathead mullet)
Lineage: Eukaryota; Metazoa; Chordata; Actinopteri; Mugiliformes; Mugilidae
Product: transmembrane channel-like protein 3
Exons: 22
Coding region: 27-3554 (1175 amino acids)
Cellular component (GO): plasma membrane
Molecular function (GO): mechanosensitive monoatomic ion channel activity
Source: RefSeq, a predicted model, not a curated record